Vitis riparia (riverbank grape) is the source of this 2243-nucleotide messenger RNA. RefSeq names its product probable polyol transporter 4. The transcript has 2 exons. Gene Ontology annotation, molecular function: carbohydrate transmembrane transporter activity. Gene Ontology annotation, cellular component: membrane. Bases 204 to 1772 code for a protein of 522 amino acids. The record is from RefSeq and is a predicted model, not a curated record. Gene Ontology annotation, biological process: transmembrane transport. Lineage: Eukaryota; Viridiplantae; Streptophyta; Magnoliopsida; Vitales; Vitaceae.
AACUCGACGCUCCAAGGAUUCGGUAUUUCUUCUGAAAGCUCAGAAAUGUGAGCCAACAACAAACCGCAGUGUAUGUCCGUGGUGGACAACACUUUCUCGCUACGUUUCUUGCUCGUGCCGUAACAAGCUGUUUGGUUGCUGGGAAAACGAAGUGCCCAACAAAGUAUAAAACCCUCUAUUUUAGAUCUGAGUACUCUGUGAAAAUGGGCUUGGUGGGUGUACUGGAAAGUGGGAAUGGAAAUGGGGUUGGAAGCAAAAGCGCCUACACAAGAAUGGAUUCUGAGAUCAGGAAUGAAGAUGGAGUCUCACCUUGUCAUCCACAAGCCAACACCUCCACCAAUAAAUAUGUGUUUGUUUGUGCCGUCUUUGCCUCUCUCAAUUCCGUGCUUCUCGGAUACGAUGUGGGUGUGAUGAGUGGAGCAAUUCUAUUCAUUCAGGAAGAUCUCAAGAUAACAGAGGUACAAGAAGAAGUCCUUGUUGGAUGUUUAAGCAUAAUUUCGCUUUUGGGUAGCCUUGCUGGGGGGAAAACAUCGGAUGCAAUUGGUAGGAAAUGGACAAUAGCCUUGGCAGCCUUUGUCUUUCAAACAGGUGCGGCAGUAAUGGCUCUUGCUCCUUCUUUCCCAGUACUAAUAGUAGGCCGACUCUUGGCUGGGGUGGGGAUAGGCUUUGGAAUCAUGAUUGCACCUGUAUACAUUGCUGAGAUAUCGCCUGCCAUUGCUAGAGGAUCUCUUACCUCCUUCCCUGAGAUUUUCAUUAAUCUAGGAAUUCUUCUAGGGUAUGUCUCCAACUAUGCAUUUUCAGGACUUCCAGUACAUAUAAACUGGAGGAUCAUGCUUGGUGUGGGAAUCCUCCCCUCAGUUUUCAUUGGACUGGCUCUAUUUAUUAUCCCCGAAUCUCCAAGGUGGCUGGUUAUGCAAAACCGGAUUGAAGAAGCAAGAUUGGUGUUGUUAAAGACAAAUGUGAGUGAAAUAGAAGUGGAAGACAGGUUGGUGGAAAUACAGCAAGCUGCUGGGAUUGCUAAUGCCAUGAGGCAUGAACAGAAAGCUGUCUGGCGAGAACUCUUUUGUCCUUCUCCUUCUGUUAGACGGAUGCUGAUUACUGGCUGUGGAAUCCAGUGUUUCCAACAGAUUACAGGUAUUGAUGCAACUGUGUAUUAUAGCCCGACAAUUUUCAAAGAUGCUGGAAUAAAGGGUAAUGCUGGGCUGCUGGCUGCAACUGUUGCUGUCGGGUUUACUAAAACGAUGUUCAUCUUAGUAGCAAUAUUUCUCAUUGACAGAGUGGGCAGAAAGCCGCUUCUUUAUGUGAGCACAAUUGGAAUGACCACCUGUUUGUUUGGCCUGGGCCUUACUCUAUCAUUACUGGGGAAUGGACCACUUGGGAUCAAAUUAGCAAUCUUAUCAGUUUGUGGGAAUGUGGCUUUCUUCUCAGUGGGAAUUGGCCCAAUUUGUUGGGUCUUGUCCUCUGAAAUCUUCCCUCUUAGGCUUCGUGCUCAAGCAUCAGCUCUCGGGGCAGUGGGGAGCAGGGUUAGUAGUGGCACCAUUGCUAUGUCGUUCCUUUCUGUUGCUCGUGCAAUUACAGUAGCAGGAACCUUCUUUGUCUUUUCAGGGAUUUCAGCUCUGUCUAUAGCUUUUGUAUACAUGUGUGUGCCAGAAACCAAAGGGAAGACUUUGGAGGAGAUUGAAAUGCUAUUUAAGAAUGAGAAAGAAAGGCGAGGAGGAGAAUUGGAGCUCAGAGAUGUAGAGCAUCUAGUGCAGAAAGAACCAAGUGGCUAGAGCGUGCUUAUGCUGAACCACAAUCUUCAAUUGCAAAGCUUGUAACUACAGAACAAAUCCAGGUUUCAUCUCCUAUGAGUGCAGCACAAUGCAGCAUGUUGUAAGAAUCCCUGCUGUUGUAGUUAAGUGAUAUUCACCCAACAGAAUUUUUCACUAGUCAAGCAGGAGGAGGCUGGAAAUUGUUUUUUAGCAGGAAGUUGUAUUGCCAGAGCGAGCGUACAUCUGUUCCUUUAAGAAUCAUCCACCCUGAAAAUUUAUAGGUAUAUGAAUUCACAUUGAAGUUGUUUUAUCAAACUAAUAGAAAUUAUACCUUAUAGUUUGUCUCUAGCCCUUUAUAUGUUAUUACAAUAUCUCCAAUUGCAGAAAAUAAGGGAGAAACUGGAGGGACAAUAGAGUUGUAAACAUUAAAUCAUGUUGGCAGUAAACCUGCAUCAAUUCUGUUUUCACGAUCAUUCCGGUUUGUCUAUUUAA